AUGGCUCCUCACAUCUCGUACACCAUCGACCUCGUCUUCCGCCAAGAGCGCCGCGGAUUCUUCUUCUGCACCGCCACAGCCCGCUACGCCAACAUCCUCGCCGGCUACCUCAAGUCCGAACCCCCGCCCGACUACGAUUCCCUCCUCCUCUGCAUCACAAUCGCCCAUUCGACCACGGACCUGACCGUCCCGAUCAAGGCGUUCCACUCCGACCAGUCCUCUUACCACAGCAACAAAGGCGCUACUUCUACUACCAGCGUGCUUGUGCGGCGCGACAAGUUGGACGCCAACGCCCUGGCUAGGAAUGAUAGCAUCGGCCUUGUCACGGCGGAGAAGUGGGCCAUGUAUGUUGUCCCGUGGAUUGAGAUCUCGAAUGUCGAGAACUUGACUGAAUGUGUGCUGCGUGCUGAGCUGGUCAGGCCGCCGACGUGUGGGAGUAUGCGGGCGCCGAUGCAGGGAGUCAACACAGACACAAUCUACCUCGUCCCUCGAGGCUUGUGGAGCAUUUGCUUGAUGCAAAGAGAACACAGUAUGCAAAGUCAAGACUCCCUACUGGACCGCAUUCUAUGGGCCAAGAAUGAUUAA
Molecule: messenger RNA, 585 nt
Organism: Cryphonectria parasitica EP155
Lineage: Eukaryota; Fungi; Ascomycota; Sordariomycetes; Diaporthales; Cryphonectriaceae
Exons: 3
Coding region: 1-585 (194 amino acids)
Source: RefSeq, a predicted model, not a curated record